Messenger RNA from Symbiodinium necroappetens, 4431 nucleotides. Lineage: Eukaryota; Dinophyceae; Suessiales; Symbiodiniaceae. The record is from the annotation of a GenBank genome assembly.
AUGCCUCCAGCCGAGCUGCAGCAGGUUCACGGAGAGUCCGUCGAUCUUCGAUCUCCAGUGGACUUGCUGCUGAGCCUGAUCAUCAGGCCGCCGCGAUGCCGGUAUACCCCAUCGAAACUCGGGCCAUCGACCUUCCGAAUCGCGGAUAAGGGACAUGGUCGACGAGAGGAUCUGGUGCUUCAGAACCCGCGUGGUCAGUCGCUACAGUGCUCGCUGUUCGAGCCAAUCCCUGACCCGGGCCAGCCGGAGGAGAACUGGUCAUCAAGGGACCGGCCCUGUGUCAUAUUUCUGCACGGAAACUCCUCAUGCCGAUUAGAAGCUCUGCCGCUGCUACCGCUGUUGCUGCCACUGCGAAUCAGCCUUUUCUGCUUCGACUUCGCUGGCUGUGGAAUCUCAGAAGGUGAUUACGUGUCGCUCGGGUGGUUUGAGCGAGACGACUUGGCCACGUGCAUCGCCCACCUGCGGUCAACUGGCAAAGCUUCGCAGGUGGCGCUUUGGGGGCGAUCGAUGGGGGCGGUCACAGCUUUACUGCACGCUGAUCGCGAUCCAUCAAUUGCAGCCCUGGUGCUGGACAGUCCGUUUGCUUCUCUCCGGCACCUCGCAACGGAGCUGGCUGGCAGGAAGGCGAUGCUACCGUCAUGGGCCGCACGUGCCAUCAUUCCAGGAGCCCGAGCAGCCAUCCGAGCCAGGGCGGGAUUUGACAUCGAGGACCUGGAAGGCAAGAGCCAUGCGAGACAGUGCUUCAUGCCAGCUUUGUUCAUCGCAGCGCGUAGUGAUGACUUCAUCACACCUCAGCAUGCUGAGCAGCUCUGGCACGCGUACCAGGGGGAGAAAGAGUUGUAUAUGACGGAGGGCGACCACCACUCUGCAAGAUCUGUAGUGUGCAGGCAGAAGGCCACACUCUUCUUGUGCCGAGCCCUGCACGUCCCGCGGCUGGACGCCUUGCUGGAGCUCCACGUCGCCGGGCUGCGGGACCUCUUCGGACCCGGGCUCCCCAAGCCCAUGCAAGGCAAGGACUUGGAACGAGAAGGCUCCGAGAUCUGCUGGCAGAUGCGGUUGGUGCCAGCUCUUGGGCAGAUGUCGCUGAGCGAUGGAAUACGAUGCCAGCGGCCUGUGAGAGCGGAAGCUGUGGUGGAGCUCAGCGACAGCAAAGCAGAGGUUGGGUUCUUCAUCCGCUUGGUGCCGGCAGAGGGCGUUCUCGACGAAAGCUGUGCCAAACUUGAUGAGCUCGGCCAGCCGCGCUUUCUCGUUGUGAGCUUCACAGCUGAGAUGUCUAUGGUUUCCAGAGUGCACAGCGACACUCUUCGGACCCUGGUGGUGGGGCCAGGCCUACGUGACGAGCAGGCGGUCGGCAUCGGCCUCACCUUCGAUGUUGCAGGAAACCUAAGUCUCUAUGCGGAUUCGAAGCAGCUGCUUACUCUCGACAUUGGCUGGGGCUUCCGGGCGGAGCUGACGAUAUGGUCGAUGCGGCUGAGGGGAAAGAGUGGCUUUGGAAGCGUGCAGAUUGAGGAUGCAGAAGCGACGCUUUGUGAACACCUCGGCGAUGCAGUCCUACGCUCACGACAUCUGGGCCACGCAGAAGGCGUUCUGCUGCUGAGCCAGAGGUCACUCUGCAGACCCUUGGGAGAUUUGGGCCUCUUUGGCUGCGCCAGUCAAGCCGGCAAGGGUCCGUACUGUCCGUCUUCCCCUCAUUCUCCACCAGAUCUGGAUGCAAAGGAGCGCGCUGAUGCAACUCGUCUCUGCGGCAAGUCUCCCGAGGUGCUGAUCGGCUGGCGAGUCAAGGUUCAGGGCCUCGGAGAGGGCAUCGUCACCGCAAUCCGAAAGAGGCACUUCCUUCCGACUCUCUUCCAGAUUUCAGGUCUGCUGUCAGACCAGCUUGAUGGCUCGUCGCCCCCUGCGAAGCUGCGUGAAGUUCCACUGCGAAGGCAGGCGCCCUUGCUUCCAUGUUGUGCGGGGUACCACUUUGAGCUCAUGCGCAAGGAGAUCUUUUUCGAGAAAGCCGCUUUGCGGAAGCUCCUGGCGCUCUUCUCCACGGCUGUUGCACGGAGUCCCCCAGAUGCAUCGCCUGGCGCACUGCUGCAAGCGAGCUUCCAACAGGUUUACAGUGCAGAGGCCUAUGCCACCAAGCUGGAGUCGACACUUCUUCGUCUCCUGGCAUGCAGCUGCAGGGAGCUGUCGAAGUCAACAGCCUUCCGAUGGUUAGCAGCGGCUUUGAACUCCUCGCUGCUGCCUGUCGGAUCUAGGACCGACGAGGCGGAAAGACGUUUGGGGCCCUUUAUGGCAAGCCUGGCAGAAGACUUGGAGAGCGUGUCCCAGGAGAGCGCGCGCUUCGCUGCGCUCUACCUGGAUCGGGCAGCCAACCCUUCCGUGCAGAAUUUGGAGCUGCUGGCGAAGCUGUGGCGAGGCAGCACAAGCGGCAAAGCAGAUGCACUGAAGAUGCUCGCGCAGCACCGCCUUCUGGCCGAAUUGGUGCCGAGAGCAACAGAAGGGCUUGCACGCGAGAUGGCAGUGAAGUCUGUUUCGAUGCGGACAUGCUCAAUUCGCGAUGCCUGGAGCUUGGCCAGCUGUGGCCGGGCUUCGACGAGCGAGACCGCCCGAGUUGCGGCUGAACACCUCGUCGAGUUGCUUCGAUGCGCAAAGGUCCUGGCGCUCCAUAUGCUGAGAGCCUCUCCUUCCGUGGCGCUGCUUCCGGAUGGAAGUGUCGGAGAGAGCGCUUGGGCUCUAAGUGCGCGCUUUCAAGAAGGUUUGGUCCCACUCGCUUCGUUGCCCCACCCAGCCCUGACGGUCCUCCAGCCACUGGUGCAGACGGUCUCAGAAGGGCUGUUGGAGAGCUUGGGCGAGGCCCCUGCUUGCCAAGCAACCCGGGACGCCUCGGAGUCCUCCGAGAUCUUGCUGCAUCUGCGAGUGGGAAUCGGCCUGGUCGGCCAACUGCAAUCACUGCUGGAGGGCACAGCGCUGGUCUCGGCUAACUCCAAGUCUCAGGCACAGCGGCUUGCCUGGACACGCAUGGAGCCGAAAGCCUUGAGCUUGCUGCAGCAGUUGUAUGCCGCGCUGAAGAAGCUGCCAAAGACCUCGGCUCCCUGGCUUGAGCGCGUCGCUACGCUGAUCGCGCGCCUGCGCUCGUACCUGGCUUCAAGUGGGUCUGCAUGGGAUCCAGAUGCCAGCCGCUUACGGCUCAAGCUCCUGCCGCUGAUGGAUGGUCUGAGUGCGUGGGCAGGCUUGGCCCCACCGGUGCGAUGUGCCGAGGAGUUCUACGUUGAAUCGCUGAUCUUCUCUGCUGCCAUGAACCGUCCGACUGCCUCACGCUUGUCGACCAGGAGCCCCAUGGAACUGGCUGACCAGCUGGCCUCAGCCCUUCUGCACCGUGAGCUGGACGACCAGGACUGGGCCAAGGAGUUCUUGGUGAAGCUAUCCCUUGCCGAUGAUCAGGUCACAGAGAAGGCAGACGAAAUCGAGAUCCAAAAGGAUGCGGAGAACACGGAAGCGUCUGUGCUGCCAACGCAGCACCUCUUCCUGGUGCUCGAGGCCAUCAAGGCUCUUUGGCCGCUCUCUGGCUUCUGCCAUUCCUCCAUGGCUUUUUUGCCUGCAGUCAGCAAGUAUGCCCAGAGCAUCGCCAGCCACUUGGAGAAGUUCAGAGGUGAAGAUCCUCCAAUGGACCGCCGGCUGACCGACUCUUACUGCUUCUGUUUCAUUUGGAAGAUAACAGGUCCUGAAGAGAGGAUCUGGGAGAUCUUGAAGGCCGCCACACACAGGAGCCAGAACAGCCUUCACGAGGAAGUCGAAGCCUUCCCCGAAGAGGGUUGGACGGAAGUGGGCAUUCUCCCGGGACUGCUUUGGAUGCAGGGUGUGGAGCAGCAUUGCCAGGUGCGGCUGACCUGGACUCAAAGAGGUGUCACUCGAUUCGCGGCAUGCUCGUCACAAUUGUGGUUGCUUCUCGCGGCUGUCGCUAUCAGUCGUUCAGCGCCGAUCCUUGCUGGCACUGCCCCGCGGCAGCAUCUUCUCAGCAGCUUGGGCUACGUGUUCUCGGAUGAUACAGCAGUGGCAUCCUCAUCGGCUUUGCACUUCGUCCUCACACCUGCCACCCUGACGCGCUUCAGACCGAAAUGGCAGCCCGACGCUGCCAUCGCUCCCUCGGCCGCCCUGGUAGCCGCAAGUGGAUUCGUGUGCGCUUGGGGGCUGAAUGUAUGUGCCACAGCCGCGACCACCUCGAGUGUGCACAACUUCAAUCUGCACCGCUCGCUGCUUCAGAGUCUAGCAGGCUGCCGGGGAACUCCGGAGACAGACUGGCCUGCCUGCUGCCACUUCCUCGCAGUCCAAUUCCAUGGCCUGCAGCUCCUCCUCGAAGAGAGAGGCUGCGCCGAGCAAACAUUGCUCGCUGUGGGCACUGCGCUCGGCGAUGAGGCCAAGUUGAUGCUUCGUGCGACACGAUGA